AUGUCAGGCUCUUCAGCAUUACCAGACUCAAUUUUCAAGAGAUGGAAAGAAGUGACAGGACAUGCACUGCUUGAGAGAUAUGGUAUGACUGAGACUGGAAUGGUAUUAUCUAAUUUAUAUAAAGGUCAUAGAGAACCAGGUCUUGUUGGAUAUCCACUCCCUUAUAACAGUGUCAGAUUGGUUUCAAAAGAUGAGGAUAAUAAUGUUAAGAGUGAUGCCUCUGGUGAAGUUGAGGAAGGGGAAAUACAUUUGUAUGGUCCAGGCAUCUUUAAAGGUUACUGGAGGAAACCUGAAGUCACACAGAACGCAUUUACUAUAUUAAAUCAUACUUCUAAUGAUAAAGCUCAACCUGAUGGCCCAGUCCAUUGGUUUGUUACUGGAGACAUUGCUGAAUGCAGGAAUAAUGUGUUUAAGAUACUAGGGAGAGCAUCAGUAGACAUAAUAAAGAGUGGAGGCUAUAAAAUUAGUGCUCUUGAGAUAGAGAGGGUAAUACUGGAGCACUCAUUAGUAAGUGAAUGUGCUGUUAUUGGAGUACAAGAUGAAGAUUUGGGACAGAAAGUGGUGGCAAUAAUUGUACCAACAGCUGACAAUCAUGAAUUGUCUUCAGAGAUACUGAAGAAGUGGUGUGUUGAUAAAUUAGCACAAUAUAAGGUACCAAGACUAUUUAUAAUAAAGGACAAUUUAAGGAAAAAUGCUAUGGGGAAAGUAAAUAAGAAAAUCUUGUUAAAAUUCUACAAUGAUUACAACUGUAUAAAUGUAUAAUAUUAACUUCUUGAUUGU
This is a messenger RNA of Amphimedon queenslandica, 780 nucleotides long. Its product is annotated as acyl-CoA synthetase family member 3, mitochondrial-like. Gene Ontology annotation, molecular function: medium-chain fatty acid-CoA ligase activity. The transcript has 7 exons. Gene Ontology annotation, biological process: fatty acid metabolic process. The record is from RefSeq and is a predicted model, not a curated record. Lineage: Eukaryota; Metazoa; Porifera; Demospongiae; Haplosclerida; Niphatidae. Bases 1 to 762 code for a protein of 253 amino acids.